GGCUCGUGACGUCUCGGUGCAAACAGACGGGGAGUCGGGAGAGCUCUACUACACCGAGAAGGAGAGCGAGUCAGUACACCAGAGAACAGCCCAGAGGCACGCAUGACAAGGAAGGAGUGGCCGGUCCCUUCAAAUAUUAAGGCACUACCUUGGAAAACGAGAGCUUGUUGUUUUUUCCUCAGUCCGUGUGUAUGUAGGUGAAACCGGAGCAUGUCACUAUGACAACGUGUGGACUUUACAUAGUAAGUUAGCCUUCUUCAUCUCAGUAGAUAUCACAGCCGCGGCAGUCGUGUAGGACUGUCAGUUGUCAAGCCUCGAAGAAGCCGUAGAAGACAGUCAUGGAACAGAGACUCGCUACAGUGGUCAGCUAGCGUCUUAUGUGCCCAUUCUUCAAGAUCAGAGGAGAAGCCGAGGACAGCGCGCCUGGAGCGGCUCGAGCAGGAUGGAUUUCAGCAGCCUUCGGAGCCUCAUCACUCGAUACUGUACAGGGGAGGAGAGCUGGGUGGACAGCAGGACCGUUUAUAUUGGAAAUAAAGUGCCUCCACCAGGAACAGAAGCGUACAUUAUACAGAGAUUUCCUGAUAACAGAAUCGUCUCCUCAAAGUAUACUUUCUGGAAUUUCAUACCGAAGAAUCUCUUUGAACAGUUCAGAAGAAUCGCCAAUUUCUAUUUUCUGAUCAUCUUUCUAGUGCAGCUGAUCAUUGACACACCUACCAGUCCUAUGACCAGCGGUCUGCCUCUUUUCUUUGUCAUCACUGUCACAGCCAUUAAACAGGGCUAUGAGGACUGGAUCAGGCACAAAGCGGACAAUGCUGUAAACCAGUGUCCAGUCCAUGUCAUCCAGGAUGGCAAAGUUGAACGCAAACAGAGUCAAAAGCUACAGGUGGGUAAUAUUGUCCAGGUGAAGGAGAAUGAGACGUUUCCUUGUGACCUCAUACUGCUCUCCACCAGUAGAGAAGAUGGAACAUGUUUUGUCACGACAGCCAGCUUAGAUGGAGAGUCCAGCCAUAAGACCUAUUAUGCAGUUCAGGACACAAAGGCAUUCAACACAGCAGAGGAGGUGGAAACACUGCAAGCCACGAUAGAAUGUGAACAACCCCAGCCAGACCUGUACAAAUUUGUGGGACGCAUCAAUAUUUAUUUGGAUCGAAAUGAGCCCAUCGCAAGACCCCUGGGUUCUGAGAACUUGCUGCUGCGUGGAGCCACACUGAAAAACACAGAAUACAUACAUGCUGUGGCCGUCUAUACGGGUAUGGAAACCAAGAUGGCCCUCAACUACCAGUCCAAGUCUCAGAAACGCUCCGCUGUUGAAAAGUCUAUGAACGCCUACCUGAUCGUGUACCUCUGCAUUCUGAUCAGUAAAGCUCUGAUCAAUACUGUCCUGAAGUAUGUCUGGCAGGCCAACCCUAACCGAGAUGAGCCCUGGUACAACCAGAAAACUGAGACUGAGAGGCAACGGCAUGUAUUAAUCCGGGCAUUCACAGAUUUCCUCGCCUUCAUGGUUCUGUUCAACUACAUCAUUCCCGUGUCCAUGUAUGUGACUGUGGAGAUGCAGAAGUUCCUUGGCUCGUACUUCAUCCUGUGGGAUGAUGACAUGUUUGAUGAGGAGAUCGGAGAGAGGCCGCUUGUCAAUACCUCAGAUCUUAAUGAAGAACUUGGACAGGUGGAAUAUGUCUUCACAGACAAGACUGGCACUUUGACAGAAAAUAACAUGGAGUUGAGGGAGUGUUGUGUGGAUGGGCAUGUUUAUGUGCCACAUGCAAUCUGUAACGGGCAGAUCUUACCUGGAGCUGCAGAAAUGGACAUGAUCGACUCCUCUCCGGGUAUAGAUGGAAAGGAACGAGAGGAGCUGUUUUUCCGUGCACUGUGCCUCUGUCACACAGUCCAGGUGAAGGAAGAGGAGACAGUGGAUGGCAUUAAGAGAGGAAUCCAUCAGGGCAAAUCCACCUCCUUCUACAUCUCCUCCUCUCCAGAUGAGGUUGCACUGGUGGAGGGCAUGAAAAGGUUGGGCUUCACUUAUCUCCGUCUGAAGGACAGUCACAUGGAGAUCCUCAACAGAGAGGAUGAGAUGGAGAGAUUUGAGCUGUUGGAGGUGUUGAACUUUGAUUCAGUGAGGAGGAGAAUGAGUGUUAUUGUAAGAUCGAGCUCAGGAGAGUACUACUUGUUCUGUAAAGGUGCAGAUUCUUCUAUUUUCCCACGGGUGGUUUCUGGGAAGGUGGAGCAGGUCAGAGCGCGAGUAGAGCACAAUGCUGUGGAGGGCUUACGGACUCUUUGUGUGGCUUAUAAGAAACUGACUCAUGAGGAGUAUGAGCAAACGUGCCAUCUCCUGAGCAGCGCUAAACUAUGUUUGCAUGAGCGCGACAAGAAACUGGCUGAAGCUUAUGAUGUCAUCGAAAAGGAUUUCAUCCUGCUGGGAGCCACGGCUGUGGAAGACAGGCUGCAGGAUAAAGCGGCUGAAACCAUUGAGUCCCUGCACAAGGCUGGUAUGAAGGUUUGGGUCCUCACAGGGGACAAAAUGGAGACGGCAGCAGCCACAUGCUAUGCUAGCAGGUUAUUCCAUCGCAAUACACAGAUCCUGGAACUGACAACCAAGCGGACAGAGGAGCAGAGUCUCCAUGACGUCCUGUUUGAUCUGAGCAGAACUGUCCUGAGACAACAUGGCAGCAUGACCAGGGACAUUUUCUCAGGGCUCUCAGGUGAUUACCAAGACUAUGGGCUGAUAAUCGAUGGGGCAACACUGUCAGCUGUACUGAGGCCAACACAGGAUGUAAUCAGCAAUGGAGGAAACUACAAGGAGAUUUUCCUGGAAAUCUGCAGGAACUGCAGCGCUGUUCUCUGCUGUCGCAUGGCACCCUUACAAAAAGCACAGAUCGUUAAGCUGAUAAAAGCAUCAAAAGAACACCCCAUCACGCUGGCCAUCGGGGACGGAGCCAAUGAUGUCAGCAUGAUUCUGGAAGCUCACGUGGGAAUCGGGAUCAUGGGGAAAGAGGGGCGUCAGGCGGCCCGCAACAGUGACUAUGCGAUUACCAAGUUCAAACACCUGAAGAAGAUGCUGCUGGUUCAUGGGCACUACUACUACAUUAGAAUCGCUGAGCUGGUCCAGUACUUCUUCUAUAAGAAUGUGUGCUUCAUCUUCCCUCAGUUUCUCUAUCAGUUCUUCUGUGGCUUCUCUCAGCAGCCACUGUAUGACACAGCAUAUCUGACCCUGUACAAUAUCAGCUUCACCUCAUUACCCAUCCUCCUCUACAGUCUGAUGGAGCAGCACAUCAACAUGGACAUCCUCAAACGGGACCCCUCUCUCUAUAGAGAUAUUGCCAAGAAUUCCCUGCUGAGAUGGCCCACUUUCAUCUACUGGACACUUCUGGGGGUUUUUAAUGCCGUAGUCUUCUUCUUUGGUGCUGUCUUCCUUUUCGACAACACAACCUUCACCAGCAACGGCCAGCUAAUGGCCACCAACACACAGAUGAUGUUUGGAAACUGGACCUUUGGAACACUUGUGUUCACUGUCCUGGUGUUCACGGUCACACUAAAGCUUGCCCUGGACACACAUUACUGGACAUGGAUCAACCACUUUGUCAUAUGGGGGUCACUGCUAGUCUAUGUCAUCUUCUCCCUCCUGUGGGGAGGCAUCAUUUGGCCUUUCCUGAACUAUCAGAGGAUGUACUAUGUGUUCAUGCAGAUGUUGUCCAGCGGUCCUGCAUGGCUCAGUAUAAUUCUGCUGAUUAUCGUCUGUCUGCUGCCUGAUGUGGUGAAGAAAGUGCUGUGUAGAGCUCUAAGGCCCACCACCACUGAGAAAAUACAGAAUGCCGAUAAGUUGUAUAAGGGCCACCUGUCCGAGUUCACCCCCCUGUCCUCCCUCCAAGCUCCACCUACACGGAAACACGACAGACGUGGCAACGAAAGCCAGAACCACACCCAUCGCAGGUCUGACUCCUCCCCUCCCAAAAAACUGAUGUGUACAUACUGGGGGGGCCGGCCUGACUACUGCACCUUCAGCUCCUUCCUCCGAAUAGGAGAAAACCCAAGAUUUUCUGGGGCAGCUUAUGCCUACCGCGCACCAGGGCCCGAGACAUCCGUAUGACAGUCUCUCUAGAAACAGUCUAAUUAUCAAAUCAAAAUCAGCCUCCAUUAUUCCAGAGUCAAGAUUGGGACACUAUUUGGAGACCAAUCUUGGCUUGUUACCCUUAAUCUGAAACUAAAGCACUGAAAUGUGUUCUUGUGAUAUACACUAAUGGGCUACUGAUGCUGUGUGUUAAUUAAGAAGCUGGAGGAAGGCCAAACAGAAUUGGCCGUACCAUUUGCAAAUGUGUGGCAUACUGCGUUUAACGGCCUUGGGACCUAUUUACCUUGUUUUCUUUGUGUGAGCGUUUUCCCUUUACACUGUGGGUUUACAUGUUCGUUCACCUACCCUUUUAAUUCUUCAUGUGAAAAAUUACUUGAAAACUACACUGGUCAGUAGUUGCACAAACCCUUCCAUCUCAAACACAACCCCUACAAGCUAAAUGUUAAUGUGGAUGACAGUUGGCCUUGCAUGCUCUAAAAACUGACCGUCCUGUUUUUUUUCUUCUUCUUCUUCUUUUUCUCUGUCGUCUCCCCUUCCCUUUUUUGUCCUGUGCUCCUUCUCUUUUCUUCUACUUUUUUUAUAGAGCAAACUGGGGUUGCCUUUGUGCAAACCUGUUAUCGAGGAACACUCCAUAGCCUGCGAUUUUCUUUGUCCGAUUGCAUUGUAAGUGGCUAGAUUCGGCCAUUUCUGUUGCUGCACUGUACUAGAACGAACUAGGUGUGUAUGUGUACGAGUGUGUGCGCGUGUAUGUGUGUGUGAGAACGUAGGCCUUUGUUAGAACAACUACAUGAAGACAAAUUGUAACUGGACUGUCAUUAUGUUUCACCCUUUAACUUUCAAAAAGGUGGAAAUCAACUCAUGUUCUACUCUUCCAAAGUUUGCUAAACCAUUGACUUGUGUGAUCAUGACAACCAGUUACUCUUUCCAAGCUGAAUUUGCUUUAAAAUUCUGUAGUUCCCUAUGUAUAAUCAGUCCUUUAGUUUCUGUAGAAUAGAUCCAGAUACAGGAUGCUAAAGGCUACACUAGCUACCUUAGCUUAACUGUUCUGCCUUAAUGCUAACAUUUCCCAUCUUUACACCGCAGUUUGGAACCAAAGGUCUUGAAAUACGGAUAUAUACAUACAUACAUAUAUAUAUAUAUAUAUAUAUAUAUAUAUAUAUAUAUAUAUAUAUAUAUAUAUAUAUAUAUAUAUAUAUAUAUAUAUAUUUGCGUUAGUUGCCUUAUGCUCAAAAAGAAAUGGAGGGAAAGUGUUUGACGGCAUUAGAAGAAUCCUACCACACUGCCUUAAGUUGACAUUGCACCAGCUGAGGAUGGAGACCGAUAAAUGCCACCAACAUGGCCCAGGGCUCCUGAAGAGACAUUUCAUAGUUCUGUUGGUGUAAACAUCUUUUUGCAUUCACAAAAAUUACAAAAUAACUUCUUCGUCUGCAUAUUUUCAUGAUUGUAGCAUCCUGUCUGACUGUUCCCAAAGCAUUUUGUCUGUAUUAAUGUAACUGUUGGAGCCCUCUGCUGGGUUGCUAUCAAUUCUUUGUUGCACAUUACUAAUUUAUGAUCUGAUAUAAAUAAGUUGGAUAUAAUUAGACUGAGACUGUUCACAAACUCAUUAAACCAACAGUCCAAUCAAGGUCAGCAUCACAGAUGGCCUGUCUUGGGCACUAUGGUCAGAGAAAUGGCUCCUUUCUAGUGUGCAGAACACAGAAGAUGAGCUUUUUGAAAUGAUUCCCUGGGAUAUGUGCCUCACACCUGAUGACUUUUCUGUUUAAAAUUACUUUUUCAUAAUGUAUUGUGAAGUGUUCAGUUCCAUCUCCAUCUUGUCAAUGAAUUCAAAAUCACUGAUUUGAAUUGAGUGUGAAUGCAAUUCAGUUUAAUUUCCAAAUAACAAACUGAACACCUGAUGGCUUACCUGUUCAAAAUAUCAUUUUCAUAAAAAUAUUGUGAAGUACAUUCAAUUCAAUCUCUGUCCCAUGAAUGAAUUCAAAUUCACAUCGAUUUGAAUUGAAUUUGAAUUGAGUGUGAAUGCAUUCAAGUUUAAAUUCCAGGUAACACUGUUACACAAACCAAACUAAAAAAUCAAACCAUUUGAUCAUCAAAACCACAUCUGUUUGUCUGCAUGACUCUUUCCCUGCCGUCCUUCACAUUCCAUGCCUGUGUGUUUUUUUCUGAUCACAUUGAUUCUGGAAUGUAGUGUUGUUUUCCUGGAGCUUUCAUCUUUUCAUCUCAACUUCUCUCCUCACAUGUGUUUCCUUCGCUCACCUGUCAUUCAGUUCUCAUGAUGAGGCCAAUCUCCCAUUUCACCAUUUUAACCAUCAUCCAUGAAAGAGAGAGAAAGUAGGUGAUGUCAAAGACUAUCAAGACCACUGUUUUGAUGGUUACUCAGAGCUUCUUUUGGGUAGAUGCCUUCUGGUGCUUUCUAACCUCAGUGUAUGUUAACGCAUUCAAUUCAAUUCAGCAAAGUGUUGAAUUCUGGGAAACUCCAGUGUACAUAUACAUGUGUUUUCAUUGCCCGUCAGUCAGCCUGCAACAGAGCAUGUCAGAUUAAAGAAUGGCAUUAUGGAUGUAGCUAGUUUUUUAAAGGACGUAAGAGUUAUUUUUUAAACCAUUUUUUGGGUUAAUGUUGAUUGACUGUCACAGAAUAGUAAAAAAAGAAUGUCCUUUUUCAUGCACACAUUAUAUCUAAAUAUUGACUAUAUUGAUGAGUAUAUUGAUGUCAAGGUUUACAAAGGCUGUCUAUGAAUGAAUGAAUGAAUGGCAAAAUUAUUGAACAUGUCGACUGAGUAACUAUGUUUCUGGUCCAAAAGUGUAUUAUUUAAUUUGUAUGAAUGUAAAAUCUAAAGUCAAACACUGUCUAUUUUAUUGAUUAUCGAGGUCUGAACAUUGCAUGUCGUGUGAUGCAGUAGUAAUGGACCAACCACUGAGCUUUAUCACAUCAUAUUCUAAUUUAUAUAAACCACUUUUAUACCUUUGGUUCAAAUUUUCACUUCAGAACAGGUGACUCACAAGUACUACUCAAUGCUAGCAAAUCUGAAAUAAAACAAUGUGCUUUUACAUGGAUUCUCAAGUUAUGAUUUUUAUGUAGCCUAGAUUAAUAUAAUAGGGGUAAACUAAUUCAUUUCAUGUUUUUACUGUUAUUUUUGUUUUGCAUUCUACUGUUUUGACUAUUUUGUUCACUAUUACAGUUCUGUCUGGCCUCCUGAAUGUAAAAAAAAAGAAAAAAGCCACUAUUGUGCUAUAAACAAAAAUUUCAUAGCGUUAAUUGGAUAGCCGUGAAUGACAACUACAAAAGAACGUGGUUCUAGAACAAAUGUCCCUUCACAAAUGUUUUGUUCUUGUUUUGAUCAAAUUCUUAUUUGAAAAGUAGAACUGUUUUUUUAACGUAGGAAUAAUUUGAUCACUGAACGCCGUCUGCCUCAGGGGUGCGUUCAGGCACUGGCAAACACUGUAUUAUAUCUGUCUAAAAAAGGCUAUAUGAAAUAGAUAUUUUGUAUAAUGUGUGAAAAAAGUCUUUUUGAUACUUUUGUAUCUAGAAGAUGAAGAGAACCGUUACAGAGUCAGAAUGUUACUGAUCAGUUUUAAAACAACCAAAUGUAAGGUCAUGGGAGAAAUCAAAUUCAGUAAAGUUUAAGUUUUUUUUUUUUUUGUUUUGUUUUUUAUAUUUGAAAUAUGUUUGAGGUAGUUUUUAAGAUGAUAUGCAUGGUCAUUGCUCACACUGACUGUAGGAAAUGCACUCACUGUUUUUAAAGCAGGUGUGACCAAAUAUUUGAUUAGAUGUCGACUGCUAUAACUGAAGGCUUUAUUGCCUGUAGUAGGGCUUCAUCUGUGCCAGCCUAUUCAGAUUAACUAAAUAUCUAAAGCUUUUUUUGUUUGUGAUGUUGCUCAUAAAUGUAUUAUAUAUACAGUAUACUACUGUACACUUCACAGCAUAUAUAGAAUAUAGUAAUAUUCAUGUACAGUUUGGGCUCCUUUUGUAUAAAGUUUUUAAAAGGUUGAUAUCUGUAGAUAUGUGGAUUUUGCCAGGUUUUCUUUCUGUAGCUAUUAACAGCAAGAAAAAAGUACAUAUGCUUGUAAUAAAGAAAAAGAUUUAAAUGUU
Carassius auratus (goldfish) is the source of this 8150-nucleotide messenger RNA. Its product is annotated as probable phospholipid-transporting ATPase IH. Gene Ontology annotation, biological process: phospholipid translocation. Bases 443 to 4081 code for a protein of 1212 amino acids. Gene Ontology annotation, molecular function: ATP binding; ATPase-coupled intramembrane lipid carrier activity; ATP hydrolysis activity. NCBI's taxonomy places the organism in Eukaryota, Metazoa, Chordata, Actinopteri, Cypriniformes, Cyprinidae. The record is from RefSeq and is a predicted model, not a curated record. Gene Ontology annotation, cellular component: plasma membrane; endoplasmic reticulum; recycling endosome. The transcript has 30 exons.